Molecule: messenger RNA, 8675 nt
Organism: Cuscuta epithymum
Lineage: Eukaryota; Viridiplantae; Streptophyta; Magnoliopsida; Solanales; Convolvulaceae
Source: the annotation of a GenBank genome assembly
UCACAGAGAGAACUCAGAGAAGUCACGAACUCCACCCUUCCCUACGCUCUUUCAGCCACGGGCAAGAAGAGGCGUAACCCUAGCAGGCAGGUUACGACCUCAACCGGGUACCUUAGUACCUACCCCAAGUCAUCCUUGGACCCGUUCUCAACCCCAGAACCCGAACAAAUGGAGAGUUAAUAGAUCAUGUAAGAAAUUCAUAUUUUAAGUGACAAUAAACCUUACCAUAUGAUUCUAAAUCAGUGUUAAUAGUUCAAAGAGCCAUACCGCAGAAACCUUAAACGAUCUAUGGUUACUACUUAGAUACCACAAGGAAUCGCCUAAAAUGGCAUCUUUAGGACCAUAUAUAUCAAUCCACUUUUACUAGUAUGGAUGACAAGGGAACCAAUAUUCAUAAUCACCAUGAAAUUUGUAUAGAUAUCCAUAUGGAUGCCCAACAUAUGCCUCAUAAGCAGCAACACCAACACAAUUAUUUAUUUGGAAGUUGAUAUUGACUACAAACUGGUAGAGAGUUAGAAGUUCAACAAUAAUACAAAGCUAAAGUAGCCUGUGAGCUGAGGGAAAGCCCUAAACCCACCCAUAUAUUUAAGACUAUACUGUUUGGAAUGCAUUUAAAUUGUGAUACAGGUCUUGAUUUCAAACCCUUGUCCAGUAGGGGUGAAUAAGAAUAUUUUGCAGCAUAAAGUCAAAGUCAAACAGAACUCAAAUUUAUCAAGUUCUUCCCCUGACAAGAAUGAAACAAGUUCUACUCCCUAAUUAAAAUUAUUAAUUAAGCUUUUAAAAAAAUUAUGAUGACAAUUAGAUUUGAAAUCUAGAACAACAAAAAAUACGAAGUUUAGUCCCUAGCAAUUCUAAUAAGAAUAUUUUUACUUGGACUAUUUUCAAUCCCCAAACCAGAAUAAAAUAGACCAGACUUUUAUAGAAUUAGACCAGACUUCCAUAGUUAUAACAUUGAUAGACACCAAACGUUUACCAUGCCAGAUCAGACCAGUUCAGACCAAACCAAAUCACAUAUACUUAAACACACCAGAUUAGACUGGACCAACAAAUGUUAGUCCAAAUAAAAUCAUCCUAAAGCUUUCCUAGAUUAAAGCAUUGGAUUUAUAUUUCACGCCAUUAACUCCAUAAAAAGGGAAACCCUUGAGUUGUAUAUCACCGGUAAAUCCAGCACACAUCCAAAAUUUUAAAAGAAGAAAAAUGUUCGUUUAUCCUUUUGUUUAGGCAUUCCAUUCCAUACCACCUCGUUCAAAAGAAAAUAGUUUGAAAUGAAUAGACUUGGAUUAAUUCUAUGUUUAUCUAUUUAAUUAUCCAUAUCAUUUCAAGGUUGAUUAAGUCCAGUAGCUUGUAUGCAUGUGCAAUUGUGCCCUGCAUAACAUGUAAAAUGUUAAACAUCGUAAAAUUGGACCAACAUAGUGAAAUUUGAGCAUUAAAGCUAGAGCCGUCAAAAUGGGCCGAAACCCACGGGCUGACCCGUUUAAACCCAUUUAUUGGUGGGUUAGGGUUGAGAAUUCCUGACCCAUUUAGUUCGCGGGUUUCGCGGGUCAACCCAUGCGGGUUGCGGGUUUAAGUGGGUUAGCCCACCGGGUUACGGGUUGGCCCGCGGGCCAAAAUAAAAAAAUAUAGUUUUGAAUUUUAUUAUCUAAAAUAGUGUUCUUUUACUACCAAUAUUAUUAUAAUUACAAUUAAAAAAGUAUUAUUCUUUUAUUUCUAUAAUAAAUAUUCAAAUAAAAUGUUGAAACAUAUAUUUUUGUGAAGUUCGAUACAAUAUUUAACAAUUAGUAGUCAUUAUUUGCAAAUAAUUAAUCAAAAGUUUUAUGUAAAUCUUUAUUUUUAUACAAUGAUUAUUUUUGUCACAUAGCCUCUUAUAGUUUUCAAAUUCUCGUAUAACUAGUAUUUAAUAUUUUUUAAUUAAUUUUAACAAGUAUUGAAUUUUUAGUAUUUUGAAUUCUUAUAUUUCCUUUGUUACUACUUGCUAAUAUAAAUAUAUACUUCCGGGUAAUUAUUAUUUUUUAAAAAAUCGUUUUAUAUUUUUUUUACAUUGGCCCGCGGGCCAACCCGUUUAACCCACGGGUUAGGUGGGUUGGGUUAGGGUUGUAGAAUUUCUGACCCGUCAUUAAAUGGGUUGGCCCGACCCAACCCACAUAAAGCAUAACCCGUUUGUUGAGUUUAAUCCAACACGAUAUAGUAAAUAUAUGUAUGAACACUCAGUUUUUACGUGGAAACCCGAAAGGGAGAAAACCACGGGACUUUUUAGGCCAAUGUCCAAGCCCUCUCAUUCUCAUUAGUCUCUCCUCACCAUUACAUAGUACAAGUAUUGAAGCUCCCAUUAAUGGAGUUUUAAGCUAUUCUAGUGAGAAGGAGGAAGAAGAAAAGAUCCAUAAUUUGGAGGCUAAACUCCCUAUUUAUAGACAAAGGGGAAAGGGUGCUCUCCACCCUAAUGGGCCAAACGGGCCAAUAUUGGGCCUAAUGGGCCGAAAUGGGCCUAUCUGCUCGGGCUCCGUACUGGGUAAUGUCUUGGGCUCCUGAACAGUAAUAGGCCGGGAUAAUAUAUCCCAACACAAGUCCCCCAGUUUCUUGAGUAGUGAGCGUGCGAAUCUGCUCGAGAAAGUAUACUCUUGCCUGCGCUCUUCCUCUGUCUUACUGGAAACUGUGUCUUCACGUAAUCAUCAUAUAUGAGUGAGUGUCUGCACUCUUGAACGUAAUCUACCAGUGAGGCACCCCCCUUCCCGACAGGGUCGGGCGAAGGGUGCUCCUCCACGGGUACACUCCGCCUAAAUGCAUCAGGCGGGAGCAAAGGACUCUGACUCGAGCUUUCCAGUCGGAGAAGCUUAGAGGUCCAUACAUCCACGAACCGACGUCGCGGUACUGUCAAAACAUGAUGCACGUGUGUAUGUAUGAAUGUAUGAGGUAUGAUGCAUGAAUGUAUGUAUGCAUGUAAUGUAUGUAUGUAAUGUAUGAGAGAGGGAAUGCAAGAUGUGAUAGAAGCAGUAGCUCUCAUCGAUAACCCGGGCCUGUCAGCGCCGAGGGGCCAAUCAUGCUGCAUACGACGGGUCCCCCAUCCGAGAUGGCAUGGGCGGAGCCGGGGGUGAACUAGACAUGAUGCCGCCGAGGGGCCAAUCGAGCUGUAUAAGAGAUGUUCGUCGCCAUCCUGGAAGGGAUGGGCGAGCCGAACACGAGCCAGACACGAUGGCUCUGGGGCGCUGAUCGUGCUGCAUAUGAGACGUUCGUCGCCAUCCUGGAGGGGAUGCGUGAUCCGAACGUGAAAGAGACACGAUGGCGCUGAGGGGCCGAUCGUGCUGCAUAAGACGGUCGUCGCCAUCCUGAAGGGAAUGUGCGAGCCGAACCGUGAAGCCAGGUACGAUGGCGCUGAGGGGCCGAUCGCACUGCAUAAGACGUUCGUCGCCAUCCUGGAAGAGAUACGCGAUCCGAAUCGUGAAAGAGACACGAUGGCGCUGAGGGGCCGAUCGUGCUGCAUAUGAGACGUUCGUCGCCAUCCUGGAGGGGAUGCGUGAUCCGAACGUGAAAGAGACACGAUGGCGCUGAGGGGCCGAUCGUGCUGCAUAAGACGGUCGUCGCCAUCCCGGAGGGAAUGUGCGAGCCGAACCGUGAAGCCAGGUACGAUGGCGCUGAGGGGCCGAUCGCACUGCAUAAGACGUUCGUCGCCAUCCUGGAGGGAAUGUGCGAGCUGAACGUGAGCUGGGUACGAUGGCGCUGAGGGGCCGAUCGUACUGCAUAAGACGGUCGUCGCCAUCCUGGAGGGAAAUGAGCGAUCCGACCGUGAAUCUGGACACGAUGGCGCUGAGGGGCCGAUCGUGAUGCAUACGACGUUCGUCGCCACCCUGGAAGGGAUGGACGAUCCGAACGUGAGCUGGGUACGAUGGCGCUGAGGGGCCGAUCGUACUGCAUAAAACGGUCGUCGCCAUCCUGGAGGGAAAUGGGCGAUCCGAACCGUGAAUCAGGACACGAUGGCGCUGAGGGGCCGAUCGUGAUGCAUAAGACGUUCGUCGCCACCCUGGAAGGGAUGGACGAGCUGAACGUGAGCUGGGUACGAUGGCGCUGAGGGGCCGAUCGUACUGCAUAAGACGGUCGUCGCCAUCCUGGAGGGAAAUGGGCGAUCCGAACCGUGAAUCAGGACACGAUGGCGCUGAGGGGCCGAUCGUGAUGCAUAAGACGUUCGUCGCCACCCUGGAAGGGAUGGACGAGCUGAACGUGAGCUGGGUACGAUGGCGCUGAGGGGCCGAUCGUACUGCAUAAGACGGUCGUCGCCAUCCUGUAGGGAAAUGGGCGAGUCGAACCGUGAAUCUGGACACGAUGGCGCUGAGUGGCCGAUCGUGAUACAGAAAAAUAGUGAUGAUCAUCUCAUGGCCCUCGGCCUGUCGGUGAGCGAUAAUCGUCUCACGGCCCUCGGCCGUGCUGGUGAUGUGUCAAGUCUCUCUCCUGAUUGGCUGUGAGAAGCCGAUCAUCUGCCAGGACUCCAUCCGGGAGGAAUGGUGAGCCUGAAAUAAAUCUGGGCGAUGUCCCUCCUACCUGAUCUGGGGAGCUGAUCGUCGUUCGUCUACCGUAUCUGUGGUCCUAUGUACAGACCGCUAAGCGGUGUACACUCGGUACGCAACAGACUCCGGUGGAGAACUGGUCCUUCGUGUCUGAUCCAUGGAGCUGGUCUUCGUUCGUCUACCGUAUCCGUGGUCCUAUGUACGGACCGCUAAGCGGUGUACACUCGGUACGCAACAGACUCCGGUGGAGAACUGGUUCUUCGUUCUUCCCAAGUCUCGUGAGUACUGGUCUCCUGGUUUCGCAGGAGACGUUCGUCAUCCCAACUAUGAGAAGAAACAGGUUUAUCCACGUCGGGAUUCCCUAUUCUUCGUUCGUCCCUGUCGUGGUCCUACUAACCUUCUUACUUCGAAGAAGACGUUCGGUCAUCCAACGAUCGCAAGGAGGAACAGGUUUAUCCACGUCGGGAUUCCCUAUUCUUCGUUCGUCCCUGUCGUGGUCCUACUAACCUUCUUACUUCGAAGAAGACGUUCGGUCAUCCAACGAUCGCAAGGAGGAACAGGUUUAUCCACGUCGGGAUUCCCUAUUCUUCGUUCGUCCCUGUCGUGGUCCUACUAAUCUUCUUACUUCGAAGAAGACGUUCGGUCAUCCAACGAUCGCAAGGAGGAACCGGUUUAUCCACGUCGGGAUUCCCUGCUUCGUCGUCCCAUGCUCGUGGCCCUACUAGCCUUCUGCUCUGGCAGAAGGUGUUCGUCGAACCACGGGUCAUGGGAGGAACUGGUUUAUCUUGCCGAGGUUCCCUUUGGUACGUCUAGCCCCCCCCACGUUCCUACUAGCCUCCGCGUCGGGAGACGUUCGUCAUACGCGGCGAAGGAAGAUCAGGCAUACCUCGUCAAGACUCCCUCUCUCAUAGGAGCUUCUCUCUCCCCUUCUCCCCAUCUUUUUUUUUUCUUUCUUUUUUUGUUUUUUUUUUUUUUUUUUGAGGGAGGAAAAUACGUUCGUCGGUUUCCAAGAAAGACCACAAGUGAUGUCACACGUAAUGGUGGUGGGAUACCAAAAUGAAGCGGAUGACGAGGCGAUGGAAAUGCUGGUCGUCAUGCGAAGGCGAUGGUCACCCUCCUGGAGGGGAGGGGUGAGCCCGAUCGCUAACUCAAGAAGGUCGGCACCGGGAGCCGAUAUAUAAUGAUCAUAAUGUCGCUGAGCAGUCGGUCCUGAUAAGGAGAUGACAAUAGUGUCCGAUCAAGCCGAUAUAUCCAAGCAACGGCUCUCAUCCACGCAGCGCGGGGAUGAAACCGGUCUUCAAAAGAUAAAUAUGUCGUGCCGGGAGGCCGAACAUAACAUGAUAGUGUCGGCAGUAAGAGGCCGACCUGAAAGAAUCAAGCAAUGGUCCUCGUCCGCGAGGGGCAGGGACAAGGCCGGUCUUCAAAAGAUAAACACGCCGUGCCGGGAGGCCAGUCGUGAUAUAAUAACAUCGACAAUGAGAGGCCGAUCUGAGAAAACAAGCAACGGCCGUCAUCCGCGCGGAGCGGGGAUGAAACCGGUCUUCAAAUAUGGAAAGAACGCCGAGCCGGGAGGCCGGUCGUGAUAUAACGGUGUCGGCAAUGAGAGGCCGAUAUGAGAAAACAAGCAACGACCGUCAUCCGCGCGGAGCGGGGAUGAAACCGGUCUUCAAAUAUGGAAAGAACGCCGAGCCGGGAGGCCAGUCGUGAUAUAACGGUGUCGGCAAUGAGAGGCCGAUAUGAGAAAACAAGCAACGGUCCUCAUCCGUGCAGUGCGGGGACGAGGCCGGUCUUCAAAUAAGAUAAACACGCCGUGCCAAGAGGCCGGUCGUGAUAUAAUGAUGUCGGCAAUGAGAGGCCGAUCAAGUGUAUCCGUGCAACGGCUCUCAUCCGCGCAGCGCGGGGAUGAUACCGGUCUUCAGGUGAUAAACACGCCGUACUGUGAGGUCGGUCGUGAUGUAAGGAUGGUCCCACGACUCUCGGCCGUAGUGGUCUCCUCUAGGCCACCGGCUCCUGGUGUGGAGAUGCUCGUAUCACGGCUCUCAGCCGUGAUGGUUUCCUCUUGGCCCUCGGCCUCUGGAUGAUGGAUGAUCGUCUCACGGUUCUUCGCCGUGGCAGUUCCCUCUAGACCCUCGGCCUCUAGGUGUUCUUCCUAGGCCAUCGGUCUCUGGGGUGGAGAUGCUCGUCCCACGGUUCUCAACCGUGGUGGUCUCCUCUAGGCCCUCGGCCUCUAGGUGGAGAUGCUCGUCUCACGGUCCUCAGCCGUGAUGGUCUCCUCUUUAGCCGGCCCUGCACGUCUUCAAGACUCGGGCCGAGCGUCUUCUAAUCAUUUCGCUCCAGCGCGCCGAGUGGCUUCAGCUACGCAAUAAGCAUGAUAAUGGGCCACACGGCCCGACAAUAAAUAUGCACACAUAACCAUCUGCAUGGCCUUCUCUCUAACACCCACGAUUACCGGCCUAUGGGUCAUCGUGACCCUCGGCCCGGCUCAUCGUGCGGGAUUAAUGGACGUAGCAGCUCGCGGCGGGGCCAAUUAGCAGCCCGCCGGACGUCACAUAGAAAUAUUCAUCGGUCUGUGAGUUUUCAAACUCAGACCCAAGUUGGUCGCACCGCCCCCGGAAAAACGAGGUUGAGUGCUUUGGUGCCUUCGGGCCCCACAGGCCGCGUUGGCAAUAGUCACUCUGCGCCUGAUGGCGUAGAUGGUACCAGGGUACGAUCGUCGCUCGAGCACUCGGUGUCGUGCGGACUAAUGCGUAACCCCCCAAAUUAAAACGCGUCAUCGGGGCACUACCCUCUGGAGACGCUCAGAUCGCAAAUCAAGCUGAUCGAGAGUGGGCCAUCGGGGCCACAAGAAGUCAAAUACUUAAUAAAAUGUUAGUUGAACUAACCAUCACUUGAGCCUCGCUCAGCAUUAUUUAAUUCGGGACAUUUUAUCCCUAAUAAAUAAUAGUGACAUAACCGGUAAUAGCAAUGAUACUUCCCUAUCAAAGGCCAUUCAAGUAUACUCCGUUCGCUAAUUAAAGCCGAUCAGGAGCGGGCCAACAGGCACACAACAACCAGUCAUUAAAUUUAAAUGACGGUGAAACUAAUUAUCACUUUGAGCAUCGCUCUCACUAUUUAAUUCUGGGACAUUUUAAUCCCUAUUAAAUAAUGGGAUAAUAUACUAGCAAUACUUCGAGUUUUCACUACUAAAGUGUUUAAUUAGCAUAUGAUGGAAUUAAAAUACUUAGCUUUGAAGUCGUGCCCUUUAGCCGAGAAGCAACUAUGGAAGAGUUGUCCAAAUAAUGUUCUGCUUGUUGACUGAGUCAACACACUCCAAAUAAUGUCCUGCUACGUACGGUGACCGCCCAAAAUAAUGCUUGCUGCUCUGUCUUUGUUGCUAAUUCCACUCUUGGAUUUCGGCCUUUGUACGUGGCCUGCUCUCAGCCAAGUGAGGAGCAUCUUGUGGAGAGGCAAAUGAACACCCCACCAAGGAAGGGCAGUAUCGUUCGGCCCCUGAUUGACGGUAGCAAUGGAGCCAUGGCAGCUCAACGGCGGCCAUGGAGGCUUGUCUUCGGCGAGGGAUCAGCCCCGGUCAGAUAUUUGGCUCUCGAGAAAUCCAAGUCGCCAUUAAUGUCGGAAAUCAAGGAAGCUUAGGUUGGCAGCGAGGUGGAUAAGCUAGCCGUGAACGGUGACCGGCGACCUCGUAACGGAGGCAAAAGACCGUAAAUACCGCGAAGAGUGUCGGAAACCAUAGCUCCUGGUUUACUGCAGACGAUGAUAACCAUCUGAGGCGGCACCAGUCACUUUCAAGCUGCCAUAGUGAGGUCCAGUGAGCAGCGACCUUCAGUUGAUGGUGCCGACGUAACAUGGACGGUUACGGCGAUUCCCGGCGGCCCUGGCAGUUUCCGGCAAAGGUUGGGAUGUUCCUGAUGUGAAGAAACCAGAUCUGUAUAUUCUUCUUUUCUCAGAAUCAUUUUUUGUAAAAUUUUUCUUCUUUUUUGGUGAAAUCAGUCCACUUCGUAUGAAUUUUUGUAGAAAAAACUCAAGAACGGUAGAACACACGAAUCUUUUUGGACAGAUUCCCACAGACGGCGCCAGUGUUGAGUUUAAUCCAACACGAUAUAGUAAAUAUAUGUAUGAACACUCAGUUUUUACGUGGAAACCCGAAAGGGAGAAAACCACGGGACUUUUUAGGCUAAUGUCCAA